Cheilinus undulatus (humphead wrasse) is the source of this 2698-nucleotide messenger RNA. RefSeq names its product iroquois homeobox 3a (gene irx3a). Gene Ontology annotation, biological process: neuron differentiation; cell development; regulation of transcription by RNA polymerase II. Bases 235 to 1521 code for a protein of 428 amino acids. Gene Ontology annotation, molecular function: RNA polymerase II cis-regulatory region sequence-specific DNA binding; DNA-binding transcription factor activity, RNA polymerase II-specific. NCBI's taxonomy places the organism in Eukaryota, Metazoa, Chordata, Actinopteri, Labriformes, Labridae. The transcript has 2 exons. Gene Ontology annotation, cellular component: nucleus. The record is from RefSeq and is a predicted model, not a curated record.
ACCUGACCUUAGUCCAUCCAGAUCAAUAGGGAAGUGAGGGUGGAAAGAAGAAGACAGAGGGAGAAAUAAGGGGCGCAACCGGAUCGUUUACACUGGCUGUUCCCGAGGAAAUAUAGACUUCCCUUGCUUGCACCUUUUGUUGCUCACAUGCUCACACUGUAAAAGUGGAUAUCGAGGCAAUUUCCUUGCUUUGUGUGAUCGCAGCAGACUGUUUUCCCCCCUUUUCCUACCACCAUGUCUUUCCCUCAGCUGGGAUAUCAGUACAUCCGACCGAUAUACCCGCCGGAGCGCCAGGGGAUCGCCAGCAAUGCCCGGUCUGGGACGGAGCUCAGUCCGUCCGGCGCGCUCUCCAACGUCCUCUCCACCAUGUAUGGAUCUCCUUUCGCCGCAGCAGCGCAGGGCUAUGGAGCGUUUCUGCCCUACUCCAACGAUAUAUCCAUUUUCAAUCAAUUGGGUGCGCAGUAUGAGCUAAAAGACAGUCCCGGGGUACAGCACCCAGGCUUCGCCCACCAUCACCCUGCUUUUUAUCCAUAUGGCCAGUAUCAGUUCGGUGACCCCUCCAGACCCAAAAACGCCACCCGGGAGAGCACCAGCACCCUGAAGGCCUGGCUCAGCGAGCACCGCAAGAACCCUUAUCCCACCAAGGGCGAGAAGAUCAUGUUGGCCAUCAUCACCAAAAUGACCCUCACACAGGUGUCCACCUGGUUCGCCAACGCCAGGAGGAGGCUAAAGAAGGAGAACAAGAUGACCUGGACCCCCCGGAACCGGACCGACGAAGAGGGGAAUGUUUACACGAGCGAUCACGAGGGGGAGGAGGGUGACAAGAGAGAGGACGAGGAGGAGAUCGACCUGGAGAACAUCGACACGGAGAAUAUUGAGAACAAGGACGACUUAGACGACCAGGACGAUCUGCAUUCAGAUCUUAAACUCGACGGAAGGAGUGACUCUGAGAUUUCUGAUGGCUAUGAGGAUUUACAAGGGCCCGACCAGAGGUUUCUAAAGGCGGUGGGGAAGGAGGGAAAGGACGUGGAGAGAGGAGGAGAGCACUUCCACAGUCACCAACCCCACCAUCAUCACCUUCAUCACUCGUCUCUGGACACUAAAGCGCCCCAAGCGAACGGGGAGCCCCUCAAACUGAAUCAGGUGUCCGUGAACUCACCCCCCUCAGAAAACAACCCUGCCCCGGCCCAGAAGCCAAAGAUCUGGUCUUUGGCAGAGACAGCCACGGCCCCUGACAAUCCGCGGAAAUCACCACAAAUGAACGGCAGCAACUCAGCAGGGCCGGCGGCACAGACCAUAAUCGGCCCUCACAGACUCAUCUCUUCUUGUCCUGUUGGGAAAAUCCAGAACUGGACGAACCGAGCCUUCUCGGCACACCAGCUGGCUUUACUGAACUCCAACCACUAUCUGGGACUGGCAAACCAGGCCUCUGCAGCCGGCCUGGCCCUCUACAGCAGGCAAACGGAGGACAAGAGUCAUAGUUCAGAGACUGCAGUCACAGGUACAUGCCCACGACACUGAGACGCGCAAAACAACUACAAAGACAUUCUAGCUCAUCAACCGCCAUUCAUUUCGCGUAUUUCUAGACCUCUUUUUGCCUUCUUUUGCCUGUUAAAAACAUGGGUUUGCUCCCUUUUUUAGGCCACACACGAUCAGUGUUACAAUAAUAGAGCUUGAGAUGUGUGUCUGUGUGUGUGCGCGUGAGUGUGCGUGUGGGAAAGUGCGUAGGGGAUGAUGAAAACCUCAUCAGACGGCAUUUAAGAAUUAAAAAAAAGUCUUACGUUGAAUUGGGUGAAAACUGUUCUUAAUAUUUUUUUUCCCUUUAUUUCUUAUAUGAUAUUAAGAUCCACGUGCGAUCAACUGUUUACAAAAAUCCCUUAUAUCAACAAAUUCUCAACACUAACGCAAGGAUGGGCUUUGAUGAUAAUUUAAGGAUCAUUUUCUGUUUUCAUCUCCAUCGCCACACUUCUUUCAGAGAAAGAUCUAGUGCCUUUGGAUGCAGAGACAAAGUUGUUAAAAACAGCUUUCCACCCACUUCAAAGAUAGUGAGGCUGUCAAUUAAUGACAUGUGGGAAUUUUCCUUUUUGAUGCCAUAUCACAAUUUUCUGUUUCCAAACGCCACAUUUACCCAAAUUAGCUUUUAUUGUCAGAUUUGUUUUAUCCCUGUGUGCGCGCGCUUGUGUUUUUCUCCCCGUCAAGGCCUAUGUUACACUUUACUUGUUUGGUCAUGCAAAUGAGCUCAAUGCAAAUUCACUACAGGCUCGGUUUUUUGAAAGGCAAUUGUCACUUUUAUAUCACUUUGUGUUUUAGCUCUUCACCAGGCUAUUAUUAGUGUUUUUUGUUUUAUUUUGUAAGAUCAUUUUCUUCCUUUUUACCCCUGAUUAUUUCAGGCCCAAGAACCAUCUAGACGCAAAAUAACCUCUCACCCAUCCUCCUUCCCCCCUUUUUAUUUUUAAUUUGAAUAUGGAAUGUAAAAUAAAAAUAAUACAUCUCUGUAUACUUACAUUGUAAGCAUGUCCUGUGUAAAACUGCUAAUGUAAUAAUGUAUGAACCUGUAGUCUGUGAGUUUUCCUUUUCUUUUUGUAAGUUCUGUGAGGAUUUGAUGUUCAAAUGUUUUUUUUGUAUAUAAAGUUAAGAAUAUGUACAUACUUGUGAACCAAAUUGUACAAGAAAGUCUAUAUUUUGGCUAAUAAAUGAA